Molecule: messenger RNA, 1578 nt
Organism: Kwoniella shivajii
Lineage: Eukaryota; Fungi; Basidiomycota; Tremellomycetes; Tremellales; Cryptococcaceae
Exons: 4
Coding region: 1-1578 (525 amino acids)
Biological process (GO): GCN2-mediated signaling; regulation of translational initiation
Cellular component (GO): cytoplasm
Molecular function (GO): protein binding
Source: RefSeq, a predicted model, not a curated record
AUGAUUGUCAAACCAUCUGCUGGACCCAGUCAUUUCUCCUCACGCGCAAUCGAUGAUUUGUCCUAUAUGGGCUCAAUAUCAGAUAAGAUGGAAGCCCAAAAAUCGACUUUAUCAACUCUGGAAGGUGAAGGAAAAGAGCACGAAGACGAAAAACGUAGUGCACCUGAAGAACAUCGUGAUCCGGAAGGUGUAUUAUUGAAGUUUAUCGAACAUCUUUUAUCACCAAAUUAUCAAGAUUCCGAUCCUAACUUAAUGGCUAUAGGAUAUGAAUUGGAAGCUUUGUUAUCGAUAUACACACCUUCAUCAGUCAAAUUGAAUCUACCUUCCAGACCUCCUUCAUUGAUAUCUUUGUCUACUAAUAACGCGAAUGAAGCUUCAUCGUUAGAAGGUAACGUUGGUAUGUCAACAGGAUCAGCGAAAAUGGAACGUCGAAUAAAUAGCCAACAAUAUACAGAUGCCAUUUGGGAUUUCGAAACGAUUGGAUUCACACCUGGCGAAAGGAUCAGAUAUGAAAUUACAAUACCAAUAUGGGAGAAAGGUGAAUCGUUAGAAGGGUUAGAUAACUCGACUACAAAUGUAGAUGUGCAGGAUAAUCCUCCUAUAAUGAGAGUUCUGGUCAGUCUACCCCCAACUUAUCCAAAUUCAAGCCCACCUCAAUUGCAGUUACUGGGAAGAUAUUUAGGUAAUUUCGGUAUUGAUAGUGGAUUAUUCGGCGAUAUAACUCGAACGUACAUAUCAUCGACAGGUGUCGCCUUUGUCCCAGGAGACGUAUGUGUCUUCGAAGGAUUGACACACGUCCAAUCAGUAGUCAGGCAAUGGUAUAUAUCACAUUUGAAUUCAUUAUCGGAGAAUGACUCACUGAGGGAAGCAGAAAAAGCUUCUGCCAAAGCAGCAACAACGACGGAACAACAUCAUUUGAUACGCGGAAUGUCAACUUUGGAUAUCAGUAAUAACAGUAAUCACAAUAGUGAAUUCCCAGAUUAUUCACCAGAAAAAGAAGGAUCAAUAGGUAUGGAUAGACCUGAAUUAUCAAGAUCAAUAUUCUCAUAUUCAAUACCAGAUGACCAAGAUCCCGCUCAAAAAGAUGGUACAGCAAACAAUCUGAUGAAUUCAUUUACACCUGAUAUAUCAAAAUUGAAAAUACAUACUUCAGAUCCUAUAAUAGAUAGAAAAUCAACUUUCAUAGGUCAAGCUGUGAAAGUAACAGAUGAAAAAGAAAUUCCAUUAAUUAUACAUGAAUUAUUAAGUGAUAAGAAAAUAUCAAAAGCUGCUCAUCCAGCUAUUUUCGCUUAUAGAUUAGUCAGAGAUGUAGGUGGACAAGCUGGAAAAGUAUAUAAUACUGAUUACGACGAUGACGGAGAAACAGCGGCGGGAUCUAGAUUAAAGCAUUUAUUGGAAAUCUUGGAACUUGAAAAUGUCUUGGUGGUAGUGACGAGGUGGUAUGGCGGUAUUCAUCUGGGUCCAGAUAGGUUCAAACAUAUCAAUCAAGCAGCAAGGGACGCUUUGGAAAUAGGAGGUUUCCUAGCUGAUAAGAAAGACGACACGAGUGGGGCGAAAAGAAGAGGCGGGAAGAAGUAA